UGCGCAGUGCGUGGCGGAGGCAGGCUCGAGAGAGCCCCCGAAACUGCCAUGGGCUUCGAGCUGUUUUGAGACAGAGGAAAAACACAAUUUUUUUAUAUUGUGGAAGAAUUUUUUUAAAGUUCCGUUUCUCCGAAUUUGAAAUAACAGUGGGACGGGUUGAGCGGCACCAAGCGACCCCCCGAGGGUCUGACUUUGCUGGGGGAGUAAAGGAAAGGUUCGUAGGCCUUUUUUUUCCUGGACGCGGUGCUCGCUAUGGGCCGGGAGGGUCACUUAGGCCGAGCCGGUUCGCCUGAGUAAACCCCGCACUCGGCGCUCGCCUUCCGCCUGCGGGCUGAGACUGAGACGCUGGCGAGAAGCGGCCCGGAGCCCUAGCUGGGGUUUUCCCCAUGCCGGCUGGCCGGUGCCUCCGGUGUGACUGCUUCCCCCCUGGCUCUGAAUCGGACCGUGUGGGAUGGGUUCAACAGAAGAAGCCAACAGGCAUGCUGUGAUUAUUUAGCCAGUCUGCCCUCCCGUCCUACCCUCUGGGUCGCUCCCCCCCCCCCACCUUUCUGUCAGACUGCAUAGGGGGGAUGUCAACAAGAAUAGCAUGAGAUAUAUGCUCUUCUUAAAAUAUUUUUAAGGUUAAGUGGUGAGAUUUAAAGGGACAUCGACUCUUCUGCCCUGGAGGGAGCUAAGCUGGCAAUGGCAAAGGUCCCCACCCCUCCCCCACCAGGGGAAAUGGCCACCGGGCUCGUGGCUGAGAGCUGGUGCUACACACAGGUGAAGGUGGUGAAGUUCUCCUACAUGUGGACCAUUAACAACUUCAGCUUUUGCCGAGAAGAAAUGGGGGAGGUGCUGAAGAGUUCAACCUUCUCGUCUGGUCCAAAUGACAAGAUGAAAUGGUGUCUGCGUGUGAACCCCAAAGGGCUCGAUGAUGAGAGCAAGGACUAUUUGUCGCUAUACCUGCUGCUCGUCAGCUGUCCGAAAAGCGAAGUCAGGGCGAAGUUCAAGUUCUCUUUGCUCAACGCGAAGAGAGAGGAAACUAAAGCUAUGGAAAGCCAAAGAGCAUACCGGUUUGUUCAAGGGAAGGACUGGGGAUUCAAGAAGUUCAUUAGGAGAGAUUUUUUGCUCGACGAAGCAAACGGCCUCCUACCAGAUGACAAACUCACGCUCUUCUGUGAGGUGAGUGUAGUCCAGGAUUCCGUGAACAUCUCCGGCCAGUCAAACAUGAACAUGCUGAAGGUUCCAGAGUGCCAGCUGUCGGAUGACCUCGGGAACCUUUGGGAAUGCUCCCGUUUCACUGACUGCAGCCUCUACGUAUGCGGGCAGGAGUUCAAGGCUCACAAAUCCAUAUUAGCAGCGAGAUCGCCCGUUUUUAAUGCCAUGUUUGAGCACGAAAUGGAGGAAAGUAAAAAGAACCGCGUAGAUAUAAGCGACAUUGAGCCUGAUGUUUUCAAAGAGAUGAUGAGCUUCAUUUACACAGGGAAAGCACCGAAUCUGGAGAAAAUGGCUGACAACUUGUUGGCUGCAGCGGACAAGUAUGCUCUGGAGAGGUUAAAGGUCAUGUGUGAGGAAGCGCUGUGCAGCAGUCUCUCCGUGGAGAAUGUGGCUGACGUCCUCAUCCUCGCGGACCUGCACAGCGCAGAGCAGCUGAAGGCUCAAGCCAUAGAUUUCAUUAACAGGUGCAGCGUCCUGCGACAGCUGGGCUGUAAAGAUGGAAAAAACUGGAAUAGCAAUCAUACGAUGGAUAUAAUGGAGACGGCCGGCUGGAAGUCGAUGAUCCAAUCGCACCCUCACCUGGUGGCCGAGGCCUUCCGUGCACUUGCCUCUGCACAGUGUCCUCCUUUCAGUCUGCCCCGGAAGAGGCUGAAACAGUCUUGAUCACCUCCCUCUUUUUUUUUUCCUUUAAGACUUUCGUGGGGGCAGACAAGGGGAGCUUUGGACUGGUGUGAACCACUUCCUGUUCCCCCCACUACUUGAUUCAGUUCAAUUUAGUUUUUAUUUUUCUAGAGCAGAGUUGCCCCAAACUGGUUCACAUAUACAUGUAUAAUUCUGAUUGAUCUCUGGUUGACCACACAUGUUUAACGUUUAACUUAAGUAUCAGACGGAACUGUUCAGUUUCACCCCUCAGCCUUUCUCAGUUUCAAUAAUGUCGGAUGGCCUUAAAACUGUAUGCCAUUUCUCCAGAGUUUGUCUUUAUUUAACUGUGUGCCUGCCUUGUCGAGAGAGACCAGGCUUUCUCCAGAUUGCACUAGUUCCCAUAAUGCAGUGUGUUCUUUUAUCACAGAGCUCUAUAUGAAUGCGUCAUUGAUUUAAUGGGAGACACUGCAUAUGUGGAAUGUUUAGCCCUGUUUGUUAGCUGACAUUUUAAGUGUGAGCCUUCCCAGUGAAAGUUCAUUUCCUCUUUUUACAGUUGAAAUAUGCCCCAUAUUGAUGGCACCGUUUUCUCUCAAAGGAAAUUUACCAUCUUAAAUACAGACGUGUGAGCAUAAACCAGACCUACUGGAUGGGAAUACUUGAGUGACUUGCAGUAUGAGAAUUUUUGUAAUAUGGAUGUAAAGAAAUGAACUGAAUACUUUUGUAUUCUGGAUCUGUUUUAAAAAAUAUUGGUAAAAUAUGAAGAUUUUCUUUA
Brienomyrus brachyistius is the source of this 2611-nucleotide messenger RNA. Its product is annotated as speckle-type POZ protein-like A. Gene Ontology annotation, cellular component: cytoplasm; nucleus. The record is from RefSeq and is a predicted model, not a curated record. Gene Ontology annotation, biological process: proteasome-mediated ubiquitin-dependent protein catabolic process; regulation of proteolysis. Gene Ontology annotation, molecular function: ubiquitin protein ligase binding. The transcript has 13 exons. The coding region runs from base 682 to 1860 and encodes 392 amino acids. Lineage: Eukaryota; Metazoa; Chordata; Actinopteri; Osteoglossiformes; Mormyridae.